AUGAACACCCUCCGUCAAGUCGAUGCAAACAGCUACGUGCCAAAUCCUUUUGCACAAGCCAUGACGAAAUCCAUCUUUAGGGAAAGCAUUGUUUUGAUGCACGAUAUCUGCAUCCCGAUUAACCUGAAGACAGCCGAGUUCUUUGCGGAGAAUGGCUAUACAAGCCCAACCAAUGCACUCGACACACCGACGCAACAUACAUUCAAUGCAAAGGGGAAAACGCAUAUCUUAGACAUAUUCGCGCAACAGGGCCAGACCCAUGGACUUGCCAGUAUGAUGGCUACGUGGAUGCUCGACCGGCCGCACUGGUCCGACGACGACUUGGGAUUCUAUCCUGUGAAGGAACGACUAAUACAAGGCGUGACGGGCGACGAUGAUUCCGUCUUUCUGGUGGAUCUCGGAGGUAGUGUAGGGCACGAUCUGGAGAAGUUUCUCGUUCGACACCCGUUCGAUACCUUCCCAGGGUAUCUGGUCCUUCAAGAUCGUGCUGAAGUUAUCGAAUCGAUCCCCGAGAAUAGCUUGAAGGCUGGGAUUCGCGCAAUCGCCCAUGACUUUUUCACCCCACAACCCGUACAAGGGGCGAGAACGUAUUUCUUGCACAGUAUCAUCCAUGACUAUCCCGACGACAGGGCACAGCUGAUUCUGAAGAACAUCGCUCGAGCAAUGAAGAAGGGGCACUCCAAACUUAUCAUAUGGGAUUUCGUGCUUCCCGACAAGGCUGUGGCCUCGACGCUGACAGCUCUCGAUUGGGAAAUGAUGUCCUUUUACGCCGCGAGUGAGAGGUCAGAGGGUCAGUGGAAGACACUGAUUGAAGAUCCCGAGAUUGGGUUGAAAGUCAACGGGAUCUGGAGCUACAGUCAGUUUGACCAGAGCGUGAUUGAAGCAGAACUGGCUUGA
Molecule: messenger RNA, 897 nt
Organism: Fonsecaea monophora
Lineage: Eukaryota; Fungi; Ascomycota; Eurotiomycetes; Chaetothyriales; Herpotrichiellaceae
Exons: 3
Coding region: 1-897 (298 amino acids)
Molecular function (GO): O-methyltransferase activity
Source: RefSeq, a predicted model, not a curated record